Molecule: messenger RNA, 1762 nt
Organism: Anguilla rostrata (American eel)
Lineage: Eukaryota; Metazoa; Chordata; Actinopteri; Anguilliformes; Anguillidae
Gene: tslig1
Product: zinc finger and BTB domain containing 8 opposite strand
Exons: 7
Coding region: 121-609 (162 amino acids)
Biological process (GO): tRNA splicing, via endonucleolytic cleavage and ligation
Cellular component (GO): tRNA-splicing ligase complex
Source: RefSeq, a predicted model, not a curated record
CCGGAAGUCGGCGAGCCCCGCACACUAUUUCCUGGAUUGAUUCAGUCACUUUAGUUAGGCACUUGCGUCUAUUAAGUUACCACAGUGAAACAAACAAAACCGAAGAGCGAAGUAGUAAGAAUGAAUGAUCGCGAACUCGAUCUUACGGAGGCACAGAAAGCAAUAAAGGCAAAAUAUCCGCCGAUCAACAAGAAGUAUGAAUAUCUGGAUCACACUGCUGACGUCCAGCUUCAUUCCUGGGGCGACUCCAUGGAAGAAGCGUUUGAGCAGGUUGCCAUGGCGAUGUUCGGCUACAUGACGGACACAGAGACUGUGGAGCCCAUCGAUACGGUUGAGGUGGAGUCAAAAGGAGAUGACAUGGAGUCCCUGCUGUUUCACUUCUUGGAUGACUGGUUGUUCAAAUUCAGCGCGGAUCUUUUCUUCGUUCCUAGGGAGGUGAAGGUUCUGCACAUCGAUCGGAUGCGUUUCCAAAUUCGUUCCAUCGGGUGGGGAGAGGAAUUCAGCCUUGCUAAACACCCUCAGGGGACGGAGGUCAAGGCCAUCACAUACUCAGCCAUGCAGGUCCACGACAAGCAGAUGCCGGAGAUCUUCGUCAUCAUCGACAUAUGAUGGCCAGCCGGCGGCUCCGGUCAUGUGACCUCACCGGGGGGGGGGGGGGGGUUCGGGUCACGGUGCCGUGACUUCACCAAACGGGCACGGGGUCAGGAAUGUACAGCGCGAAAUUGUGGUUUGAGGUUACAUUUUUCUUUUGAUGACUGGGUGGUGACAAACUGACCGAAAUGCCAGCAGUGUUAAACGCACAGCUUAGUAGCGCUGCAGUCACACAAAGAUGUGACUUGUUAACAAAUAAUUUAUCUAUGAGAUAUAGGCAGAAGGAAUGAAGGUAUUCCAGACGUGCGGUCUUUGGAAGAAUGUGUCUGAUUGUGUUCUGUGGACCCCCCCCCCCCACUCCUGCCUCCCCCCCGCCACUCUCGCUGCCUGCUUCAUGAGUAAUGUAAUGUAAUGAGUCCUCUAGUGGUCACAGCUCUGUUCAAAAAUGUAAUUAGGAUGAUAUUGCGGCUUGGCCACUUGCAUGCAGGGAUUUUCUUUUCUUUUUUUUUGUUUCUGGGAAACCAUGCACUUGUCAUACAUCCACCUGUUGUGUUCCGUUAUUCGUGAGAAUUGUCGGUGCUCUGCAGUACCGGGGUUCCAAAGCUUGGCCUGUGGACGAAGCCCCUGGGAGGUCUUUAGCACGAUCGACAAAAAAACACGCUCGUAUGGGCGUACUUCACCAUUUUAAUCACGCAUUUGCAAACUGACAGCCGUCAUUCCGUUGUAAUAUACCCGCAUGUUUUGUACUGAACACCACGCCAUGCAGGCUGUGGACAUUCUGCCUCUCCUGGUCGGCGUGCGCAGUACACCCAGUCCACUGCUUUCAGUAGUGAUUGUGACAUCAGCAUUAGAAUGUUCGGUCGGGAACAUUCUGACCACACAGUUGUGAUCUCGCACCUUAAAAGCGUUAAUUGCACGGAUACUGAUGCCACAGCUACUGCACUGCAGCCCUGUGGGUUGAUGUUGACUAAUGCUGUCAGACAUUAACCAUUUUAACGAGGUAUGAUAGGUUUUUUUUUGUUGGGGGGGUGGGGUAUUCAUAAGAUUGUAUAUAUGCAACAUACACAAGAUUGUUUUGUAUCUUUCUCUUAGGACAAUGCUACAAUGGGAAAAUUAUUUAUAUUCAGUGAGUGUGGGGGAAAUUAAGAAAUUAAAGAAAAAGUGUUUUCCA